Triticum dicoccoides is the source of this 1100-nucleotide messenger RNA. RefSeq lists its product as uncharacterized. The transcript is spliced from 8 exons. The record is from RefSeq and is a predicted model, not a curated record. Bases 61 to 702 code for a protein of 213 amino acids. NCBI's taxonomy places the organism in Eukaryota, Viridiplantae, Streptophyta, Magnoliopsida, Poales, Poaceae.
UCAGGGGCGUCCCCCCAAGACGACGAGAGGAAAAGAAGAGCGAGCGGCGGAGCAGCAGCCAUGGCGACCACUCUCUCGUUAUCUUCUCCCCUCUUCCUCGCCGCUCCGCCCAGAGCUAGAGGAGGAGUGGUUUCAGCCGGUCCAUCAUGGAGCACUGCAGAUCUUCCGUGCAAGGGACAUUUUGCUGGUAUGAGGAGACGUGGCCGGAAGCAACAACGAAGCACACCAAUAGUAUCUCUGUUUGGGAGAAAGACCGCGAAGAAGACCACCAGAGAAACGGUCGUCCCGGACCCAGACUACCGAUUACCGAUCGCUAUACUUGGGAUAUCUGGUGUGUUUGCAUAUGCAGACAAUCUUCUUGCGGCUGCACCUGUAGGCCUACUGGGGCUGCUUCUCUUGUUUCAGACUACUAGAGUUAGGUUCGUCUUUGAUGAUGAUUCCCUGGAAGUGAAAGUGGGCAAUCAGCUGCAGGAGUCAGGCGAAAACGUAUUUGUUGGUGGCAAGAACCGUUGGAAGUACUCAACAUUUGUGAACUGGGAACUAUGGUGGCCGCAAUUUCCUAUCCUAGUGUACUUCAAAGAGACCCAAACAAAACCCGAAGGCCAAAUUCAUUUCUUCCCAGUGAUUUUCAACGGCCGACAACUCUAUGAUAUCAUGGUAGAGCGUGCUGGACCGUCGGAAACAAGUGGGCCUGGUCCUUGAGACAGACGACGAGUUGUGCUAAGUUCCAGGAGCCAAAAUCAAUGGUGUCUUCACUAAGCGUGUUAACAGCCCUUGAAAAUCUCCAUGCAUGAUUUGAAGAAAGUACUUGAAUGUAUGUAUUCUGUGUUUUGAAAUAUAGUAUCCUACUCCUUGAAAACAAAAGAUGUACAAUAAGCAUGUUAAAGUUGAUACGUGAGAUAAUGAUGUAAGAGCAUCUCCAAUAGAGUUGGUAAACUCAUGUCCAAUCCCUACGAAGUGUUAGAGAUAUAUUUGGGAUACAUGUAUUUGGUAGUCUAGGAUUUGUAAUCCGUCUCCUGCCUUAUCUCCAGGAGAGGCUUCUGUCCUUCAAGUCUUGUACUCAAUAUAUACUCAGCCCUCGGGGCUCAGUAAUACAUCCA